AUGCCUCCAAGAACGCGUGCUAUAGCAGGUGAGGGUGAAAGUCGGGGUGGUCGUGGUCGUGACCGCGGUCGUGGCCGUGGUCGUGGUAGAGAGGCACCAGUGGAGAAUGAGGAGUCGAUUUUAGAAUCGAGAAAGAAUGCGAGGAGAGCGGCAAGGACCGCGGCUCAAGCAAAUGAGCCAGAUGUAAAGAACUUAACUUGGGCCGAAUUUGAGGUGCUCUUUAAGGAACAGUACUUUCCGGAGACUAACCAUGACCAAUUAAGGAAGGAGUUCGAGAAGUUAGAACAAGGGAAUAUGACCGUGUUAGAAUUCGCUCUAAAAUUUCAAUCUUUGUCCCGUUUCGCGCCGGAAUUGGUGGCUACUGAGGAGAGAAAAUGUAGGCGGUUCGAAAAGGGAUUGGAUGACAUUGUGAAGAGAAUGGUGAUGGCACAAUGUAAGGGAAGGUUUGCCGAUGUUGUUGAGUGUGCAAGGAGCAUUGAGAUCCCAAAGGAGGCACCACGAAAUCCUAAGACUUGGGAACCGAGGCAACCGGCUGGCCAUUAUGUGAGAAAUUGUCCGCAUGGGGAAGGGACUCGAAGCGAGUUUGGUUCGGUGCAGCAACCGAGAGGUGGUCAGAGUUCUGAUCAGCAAUCAUUCCGAGGCACUCAAAGGCAGCAGCAGCCUCACUUUCAUCAAACCACAUCAGUUCAGGGAUCUCAGGUCGAGAGAGGAGCGAGUUCUUCGACACCUACUCGGGGUUCCGGUCAAUGGGGUGGACAUGUUCAGAGUCAGAUGACUCAGGGAAGGGCUUUCGCGAUCACAUCCGCUAUUCGGCCUCCACCAUCUCCUGUUACCUCUCAGACCCUGGAGACUUUGGUUGUGAGGGAUACAUUUCUACUGUUUAACUCAUUUGCUAGAGUAUUAUUUGAUUCCAGAGCAUCACAUUCAUUCAUUGCUGCAUCUUUUGCUUAUGCAUUGGAAUCGGAGAUUGAAAGUAUCAACCCUCCUUUGCUUGUUGAGACACCUAUAGGGGGUAGAUCGCCAUUAGAUCGUGUUUGCCGGGAUUGUGAGCUUGCUAUUCGAGAUCGCUGUUUUACCUUUGACUUCAUCGUGUUGAAUAUGUCGGGGUUUGAUCUUAUUUUGGGCAUGGAUUGGUUGUCUACAUUUCACGCUACCAUAGAUUGCUUCAAGCGUCGGGUCCGUAUCUGUCCACCUGGGGGUUCUUGUUUUGAGUUCUUUGGGGAGCGUCGGGAACCAUUAGAGCCGUACUUGGGUGGGUCUCGGGAGCAGGAGCCGAUGUAUGCCUUAUUAGCGAGUUUGGCCUUAGAUGGGGAUGUGUCUGCACGUGGGGAGUUGCCCCUUAUUGUUUGUGAUUUUUUGGACGUGUUUCCGAAGGAGUUACCUGGUUUGCCACCCCAGAGAGAGAUUGAAUUCACCAUCGAUUUACUUCCUGGCAUCGCUCUUAUUUCCAUACCUCCAGAUCGUUUCGCACCCACCAAGUUGCGAGAAUUGAAGACUCAGUUACAAGAAUUGGAGAAUUUGGGGUUUAUCCGUCGGAGUACGUCACCAUGGGGAGCACCGGCAUUGUUUGCUCUAAAGAAAGAUGGGUCGCUUUGUCUAUGUAUCGAUUAUCAUAAAUUAAACCAUGUCACCAUUAAGAAUAAGUAUCCAAUGCCUAGAAUCGACGAUUUAUUUGAUCAACUUCAGGGUGCAACUUGUUUCUCUAAGAUCGAUUUAAGGUCUGGUUACCAUCAGUUUAGAGUUCGGAGGGAAGACAUUCCUAAAACCGCAUUUCGUACUCGUUAUGGCCACUAUGAAUUUAUUGUGAUGCCCUUUGGAUUGACGAACGCACCUGCAACUUUCAUGGAUUUAAUGAAUCGCAUUUUUUGCGCCUAUCUCGAUCGUUUCGUGGUCGUUUUCAUGGACGAUAUCCUUAUCUAUUCACCUCGAAAGAAGAACAUCAAACCCACCUUUCUAUUGUUCUUAAACUCUUGCGAGAACACCGUUUGCAUGCCAAACUUAGAUGGGGUGUCUGUUGAUCCGGGGAAGAUAGAGUCCGUAAUGAAUUGGCAACGACCGAAGAGUGUAUUCGAGAUUCGUAGUUUUUUGGGUUUGGCCGGUUACUAUCGUCAUUUUGUUUUUGAUUUCUCUCGUUUGGCGGCCCUAAUGACUAGGUUGACUUGUAAGGGGACUCAUUUUGUUUGGACUGACGCGUGUGAGAAAGCCUUUGAGGAAUUGAAGAGAAGAUUGACUACCGUGCCGGUUUUGGUCGUGCCCGAAGAGGGCGUCGGUUACUCAGUGUAUUGUGACGCUUCGAAAGAGGGAUUGGGGUGUUUAUUGAUGCAAUUGGGGCGAGUGGUGGCAUAUGGAUCGCGACAAUUGAAGACUCAUGAGCGGAAUUAUCCUACUCAUGAUUUGGAGCUUGCAGCUAUCGUCUUUGCUUUGAAGAAUUACGACUUUGAGUUGCAAUAUCACCCGGGAAAGGUGAACAUGGUAGCGGACGCUUUGAGUAGAAAGUCGACACACCUUGCGAGUUUGGCCAUCUACGAGUGGAAGACGAUGAAUGACUUGGGUUCGUACGCAUUGCAUUUUGAGGAAGUUCGAGAGCGAGUCACCUUAUGUAACUUAACUGUUCAAUCAACCUUGUCGACUCGAGUAGUUGAGGCCCAGCAACAAGAUGAAGAAGCAAAGGAAUUCCGUACAAAAUUUCUUAGCGGAAAUGCUCGGGAGGGGUGGAUUUUUCAUGCCGGUCAAAGCUUGCGAUACCAAGGAAAAUUGUUCAUACCCAUUUCGUGUUGGGAGGAAAUUUUGAGAGAAUUUCACCAUUCACCGUUAGCCGUGCAUCCGGGGGGAACAAAAAUUGAAAGCCGAGCAUCAACGACCCGCGAGGGAGUUACAACCGUUACCAGUGGCAGAGUGGAAGUGGGAGAACGUGACAAUGGAUUUCGUUAUCGAGUUACCGAGGUCGCCGAGGGGGCAGGAUGCCAUUUGGGUGAUAGUCAAUCGAUUGACCAAAUCCGCAUAUUUCUUACUGAUUCAAGUUUCGGAUUUGAUUGA
Messenger RNA from Rhododendron vialii, 3036 nucleotides. RefSeq lists its product as uncharacterized. Bases 1 to 3036 code for a protein of 1011 amino acids. The record is from RefSeq and is a predicted model, not a curated record. The transcript has 6 exons. NCBI's taxonomy places the organism in Eukaryota, Viridiplantae, Streptophyta, Magnoliopsida, Ericales, Ericaceae.